CGCCCGCAUGGUAAGAAGAACAUCACUCAGGUGCCUCCUACCAAAAACCCUAUCCCCUGCCCCAUAUGCAAAUCGAAUGAACAUCCUCCUGCUUGAUGCCCUCAAGUUUUCUGUGAGCGGUGUAACAAAUUAGGGCAUCUGGCUUCUGUUUGCACGUCAUUCAUUCCUUGGGAGUGUAUUGCCCCAAUGUGUGCUUUUCAGUCUAAGGGGCAGGGAUUUUACUACAUUCAUGAUUCCUGCACGGCUAGUCAGCUUAAGGAGAGGUCCAAUAAUAUUGUUGUUACCAUUUGUUGAGGGUGAGACGUCGACCAGGCAGAUGGAGUUGGAUUUAUCCGACUACCUUGCUACAGGAUGGCGCUGUUCAGCCCAUGCCAUUGGUCCUGGGGUGUUUGUAGUUCGAUUUCCUAACCCUCGAGCUGUUGCGCAAAUCUUCUAUGUGGGAAAUGUUACUCUGAAAACGAGUGGGGCUGUUAUACAUGCCACUCAGUGGUCUUCAGCUGUGGGAUCGAAAGGAAUCAUGGAAGUUGCAUGGGUGAGGGUGAUCAAUGUCCCACUGGAUAAAAGAAGUGAAAGAAACAUAGCAUUUGUGGCUUCACUGGUGGGGGUUCCACUGGAAAUUGAUACUGCAACCUUACAUCGCCCUGCUUCUGUGCGUGUGAAAUUAGGGUGCAGAAAUGUUGACGCUAUACCUGGGAUAGCGGAGUCAGUUUUGGGAGGGCAUUUCUAUGAUUUUGCUUAUGAGGUGGAGCAGGUGCUGAUCAGGGAUCCUAAUCGUGGAAAAAAUGAGAUAAGGGUGCCUCCUAACUCUGAUGAAGGGAACCAUAAAAAAACUAAGCAAGAUGUGAAUCCUGGAGCUCAGAGGGGCAGCACUUCGACUGGGCUUGGAGGGAAAUCUCUCCCCAUUCCCCAACGAGAAGUUCCCGGCCCGAUUCAGGAAUCACAGGAGAGUAUAGAGUCUGAUGACUCUCUCCAUACUACACUUAUUGAAACUAUGAAAUAUGAGCAUGAGCAGGGAGUGAAAGAAAAAGUUGUGGAGGUGGUGGGGCACCAUGAUUCAGCGCUGAAAGUGAUCAGUGAUUACAGGGUGGAGUCCCCUGAGAUGAAUGUUUAGGUGAUCCCCACCCCCCCUUUAGUCACUGAGGAGAAUUUGCACUUCAGUUUGAGGAAUGUGCAGAGUAAGCUAGAGCGUGUGGAGGACAAGGCUGCAGCUGCGGCAAAAAAGAGGAACAUGGAAGGUAAUAAUUUGAAACAUAACUCUUUUGAUGCCUUAUCAGAUCCUGUCCUCAUUCUUAGAGCUGUUAAGAUGGGUGUUGAUAUCCCAGAUUCUGAUUUUGCUAAUAUUGACAUUUUAAGAGAACGGGGAAGAACCAGAAAUAGGGACUCCUUGGGUGACAAGGUAGAUAAUAAAAAUGAUAAUAAUAAUAUCCUGUUAUUGACUAAUGGAAAAGGAGAUCAGACCCCCUUGGACAUGAGAUGGAGUGAGAAAAAUGAGGUGGAUGAGGAACCUUUUACUAUAGUUCGGUCUAGAAAGAAAAAAGAAAGAAAGAGUAAUAUUGUCAUAUCUAGACCUGUAACUAGGAGUCAAAAAGGAAAGAAAGAUCCUGAGAAAAACAAUGGCAGCCCUACCUUGCCUCCUGGUAGGAAUGCCAAACGGGGGAGAAAACCUAAUGUGGUUAAAUGAAUGGUAUAUUUUGGAAUUGUAGGGGAGCAGGUAAAAGUGGAAUGAGUACCUGUUUCUCCGACAUGAUUAAAGAUCAUUCCCUAGAUUUCCUUUGCCUUCAAGAGACUAAGAAAAAGAAUUUCCCUCCCAAAAUUAUUAGGAAAAUAGACCCUGCAGCUCGAUUUGAUUGGAAUUGGAUUCCAUCAAUUGGCAAGGCAGGGGGGAUUCUUUGUGGUGUUACGAGAGAGACCUUAGAAGUUAUAUCUUGGAUCCCUGGUAGAUUUUGCUUGCAAGCCAACCUGUAUGAUAUUAACCUCAAGAGUGUCUGGGCUCUCAUUACAGUUUAUGGAGCAGCCCACGACGACAGUAAAGAUGAUUUCCUUGUAGAACUAGCCUCAAUGUGUGCUCGCACGCAAGUUCCGUACAUAGUGGGUGGUGAUUUUAAUAUCCUUAGAAAGAAUUGUGACAAAAACAAAACCUUGAAUCGAUCCCCUUAUAUGGAUAAAUUCAAUUCCAUUAUAGGUUCGUUAAACCUUCGGGAGAUUUACAUGGGAGGAGGCAAAUACACGUGGACUAAUAAUCAAAAACACCCUACCCUUGAGAAACUUGAUAGAGUUUUGAUGAGUUUUGACUGGGAGGACUUGUUUCCUUUGGUUACCGUUCGUAAGUUGGUUAGGGAUGUUUCCGACCACAAUCCACUUCUCUUGUCCUCGGGAGUGGAUAAAAAAAAUAUGCCCCACCAACAUGAGUUCAGAUUUGAACUUAGUUGGCUGCGAGACGAAAAUUUCUACCCCACUGCCAAGAGGAUCUGGGAACAACCAGUCCGAGCUGAUGAUCCUAUUGAUAUUCUUUAUAUCAAACUGAAACGGCUCAAAAAGUACUUUAAAGGGUGGGGUUCCAAUGUCUUUGGUCAUGCUAAGAAAAGAAAAAAAGAAAUCAAAUUGGAAUUGGAAGGGAUCGAACGUAAAGAAGAAGAAGGACCGCUCGACCCUGAUUUAUAUGAGAGGAAAACAGGCUUACAAACAGAGCUCAGUGAUAUCCUUUUUAAUGAGGAGUUAUAUUGGCUAGAACAAUCAAAUGAGCGAUGGCUUUUAAAAGGUGAUCUUAAUACAACCUUUUAUCAUAGGGUGGCGAAUGGUAAGAAGAGGAAGAACACGAUUCAAUCCCUCACAGACGGGGAAGUUGUGAUUGAGGGGACCACCAACCUUUUAGCUCAUGCUACUUCCUACUAUAAGGAACUAUUUGGCCCUGCUAGAGGAAACCUCUUUCACCUAUCUCCUAAUAUGUGGGCUGAAAGUGAGAAACUAACUGAGGACGAUAAUAUUUUGCUCACUAGUAAAUUCAUUGAGGAAGAAGUGAAAAAAGCACUUUUCGACAUGAAGAGCAACCGAGCCCCUGGCCCGGAUAGCAUACCAGCGGAGUUUUAUAAACACUGCUGGGAAUUUGUGAAACAAGAUAUUAUGCAAUUGUUUGAUGCUUUUCAUAACAACACUUUAGAUGUGGCUCGUUUGAACUAUGGGGUGAUAACUCUUAUCCCGAAAGUGAAUGGAGUCAAAAAAAUCCAGCAAUAUAGACCAAUCUGCCCCCUGCGGUGUCCAUACAAACUUAUCACCAAAGGUUUGGACAACAGAGCGACCAUUUUUGCUGAUAUCCUCACCAGCAAGCAUCAAAAUGCCUUUAUAAAACAUAGGAACAUUAUGGAUGGUAUUUUGACCCUUCAUGAAAUUCUUCACCAUACGCAACGAAAGAAAAAAAUUGGCCUGGUGCUGAAACUCGAUUUCGAAAAAGCCUACGAUAAAAUCAAUUGGGAUUUCCUUCUUGAGUGCCAUAAAAGCAGAGGGUUUGGCCCUGUGUGGUGUGGCUGGAUCCACAAAAUCCUUAGGAAUGGGACCAUUAACAUUAAGUUGAAUAAUGAAAAUGGCCCCUAUUUCCAGAGCUGCAAAGGAGUGCGACAAGGGGACCCGCACUCGCCUUUUUUGUUCAAUAUGGCUGUAGAAGCCCUAUCUAAAAUGAUCCUUAAUGCUCAGAAAGAGAAAAUGCUGACAGGCCUGGCCCCGGACCUGAUCAAUGGGGGUGUGGCUAUCCUCCAAUAUGCAGACGAUACUGUCAUUUGCUUUGAGCAUGACAAAGAAGCUGCGGUUAAUUUGAAACUCUUGCUUUAUAUAUUUGAGCUCAUGUCGGGGCUUAAAAUAAAUUUCCUAAAGAGUGAAAUCUUAUACAUAGGGGGGGAUGAUGGCAUACUUACCUUUUACUCUGAGCUCUUCAAUUGCCAAAUUGGCCACUUUCCUAUGAAAUACUUAGGGGUUCCUGUGAGUUAUUCCACUCUCCGUGCGUUAGAUUGGAACUUUGUGGAUGAUAAAUUCCUCAAACGCUGUGAAUCAUGGAUUGGAAAUGCAGCAUCUUCAGGGGGAAGACUGACCUUACUCAAUUCUUCCCUUACUAGCAUCAUAUUCUACUACAUGUCUAUGUUUAUGCUAUCUAAGAAGGUUAUUGAAAAAUUAGAUAAGCAUAGAAAAAAGUUCUUUUGGCAAGAGACUGAUGGUCGGAAAAGAUAUCACUUGGUCAAGUGGUCUAGAAUAUGUAGAUCCAAAAACAAAGGGGGGCUGGGAGUUAAAGAUCUACAUAGACAGAAUAUCAGUCUCCUCAGCAAGUGGUGGUGGAAACUGGAAACCCAGCAAGGCCUUUGGCAGGAGAUAAUUCGUGCUAAGUAUUUCAGAAAUGAUACGGUCCCCUCGGUGAAAAGUAAAUUCGGGGAUUCCCCCAUCUGGAGAGCUAUUAUGAAAGUAAAGGAAAAAUAUUUGGCAGGCAGGGAAGUGAUCUUAAACUCUGGGAAUGUAGCCAGAAUUUGGAAUGAUCCAUUUAGAGGUGCUGCUCCUUUGCGUGAUAAAUUUCCGGCCUUAUUCAACAUUUGUAAUUAUCAGGAAAUUACUGUUGCUGAAUUUAAAAACUUUGAGGGUAAUGACCUUUUUAGAAGAAAUCUUCAUCCUCCCCUCACGGAUCAGUGGAACAAUCUGGUUGUGGUGGUUAAUUCCUGGCAUUUAUCUGAUGAGGCUAAUCAGAUUAGCUUGUCUUUGGGUAAAAAAGGUAAAUUCUCGACCAAAUCGGUCUACGACUAUUUGGAAAGAUCCCUGGCUGGAUGUGAUUAUAGAUGGAUCUGGAAAGCAAUAAUCCCCCUCAAAAUCCAAAUAUUUCUUUGGCAAGUGUUCCAAGACGCGGUUCUGACUAGAGAUGUCAUGAGAAGGCGUAACUGGGCAGGCGAUCGUAAAUGCUCGUUUUGCAAUAAUGUGGAAACUUCACAACACCUUUUCUUUACCCGCCCUCUUGCUCGGGUGGUCUGGAGGACGGUCGGGUGUGUGUUGGGCACGUCUCUCUGUCCGAACAACAUCUGGCAGUACUUCUCCUGGUUUUACAAUUUCCUUCCUGAUGGAGCUAAAUUUUACACCUCUGGUUUGGCAGCAGUUUGUUGGGCAAUCUGCAACAGUCGUAACCAGGCUACUUUUGAACACAAAGAUCUCAAAAUCCCUUUUAAUGUGGUGUAUG
Triticum aestivum (bread wheat) is the source of this 5200-nucleotide messenger RNA. RefSeq lists its product as uncharacterized. The record is from RefSeq and is a predicted model, not a curated record. Bases 230 to 1111 code for a protein of 293 amino acids. Lineage: Eukaryota; Viridiplantae; Streptophyta; Magnoliopsida; Poales; Poaceae. The transcript has 2 exons.